CUCUCUCUCUCUCUCUCUCUCUUCUCUCUAUCCUUUUCUUCAUCUCUGAAUUACUAAAUACCAAUUUCUCUAAGAUCCAUCUUUGACCUUUUGCUUUGCUUAAUUAGUAUUCUUCUUUUUCUGGGAUUAUUUUGGCUUUUUUCCCCAUGCGCAAUGCUCUUUUUCUUAUCUUGUUAUUUGGGGUUGCUUCACCGUGUGACCUCACAGAAUUUCAAUUUUCUGCGACGUGAUUUCUUGCUCUUUCUGCUUCUUCUCUGUUUGGUUUUGUUUCUAUUCUUUGAUUAGUUUAUUCUUUAGUUCUUACGAGCUAGCUGCUCAACAAACAAACAAAAAUUGGUGAAUGAUAAAAUAUUUCGACGGAAUCUGAAUUGUUUUUUUGUUUGUAAUUUACUUGCGAAGGGUGUGUGUCUUGUGGCAUUCUCUAAAACAAAAACAGGGUUAUUGAAGGGGACUUGCUUGUUGUGCUUAUGCUUCUGCAAAAUUCAACCAUGCCAGGGAUAACUCCAAUUUCACAAAGACUUAUCUUGGAUAUAUUGGGUUAAAAGGUUUGAUUUGGUUUGCAGAUCUAAAGGUGGAAGGGAAUUAUCGUGUAGUGUAAAAAUAUAGCACCAUCUCAUGGAUAAGAGCCUCGGCUUAAAGGGGAAAUUUUUGCCUUUGUUUGAUUAGGUUUAGUGAAGAUCAAACAACAGGACUUUUAAAAGAUAAAUAAAUUCUAUAGCUGAGAAGGACAUUCUCAUAUUUUCACUCACAACACACAUAUGUGUGUGCGUGUUUGUGUUUAUCUAUGAUGCACCGAUACGAUACGCGUAUCGGCGAUACGAUUAUUUAAAAAUAUAUAGGAUACGAUACUUGUAAGAUACGUGUUCAUCAAGGACCAAUAGUUUUAGUUUUUAUAUUAAACAUGUUUAUAUAUCUUAUUUAGCUGUAAUGGGUAUUUCAUAAAUUUUCAAAAAUUUGAACACUUUAUUGAUACGUAUCACUAAUAAGUAUCGGUGAAGUAUCUGAAAGUAUCAAAAUUGAAUAAAAUUUUUAUAAUAUUUUUAAAGGCUAGGAUACUUCAUUGACACGUAUUGGUGAAGUAUCCAAGAGUAUCGUAUCGGAUACGGAUACGUGAAGCAAAUUGAAGUAUCCGUGCUUCAUAGGUGUUUAUAUAAUAUAUUUUUUUUUUUUUUUUUUUUAUCUUGAACCGUACUGCUUCCAUUUUACCUCUGCUUUGCAAAGAAUAAUAGGUUGGUCCAGAAAAGAUAAGAGCAUCACGAUGAUGUCAAGAUAUCAGCAGUCGAUCAUAGGUAUUUUUGUUUUGUGGCUCUGAUAGAGAAGUGAUUCUAAACAAAUUUAUAUGGGGGCUGGGGAAGAGAGCACACCUAAACCUUCUAAAUCAUCUUCAUCAACUCAGCAGGAGACACCAACAGUACCUGCUUAUCCUGAUUGGUCAGGCUCCGUGCAGGCCUAUUAUGCUCCUGGAGCCACUCCACCUCCCUUUUUUGCCUCAACUGUUGCUUCCCCAACUCCUCAUCCCUAUUUAUGGGGAAGCCAGCAUCCUUUGAUGCCACCAUAUGGGACUCCAGUCCCAUAUCCAGCUUUAUAUCCUCCUGGGAGUAUCUAUGCUCAUCCUAGCAUGGCAGUGACUCCAAGUGCUGUCCAGCAAAGUACAGUAAUUGAAGGGAAGGGGACUGAUGGAAAAGAGCGGGACUCAUCCAAAAAAUUGAAAGGAACUUCUGCAAAUACAGGUUCCAAGGCAGGAGAGAGUGGAAAGGCAGGCUCCGGUUCAGGCAAUGAUGGCAUGUCACAAAGUGGCGAAAGUGGUUCAGAGGGUUCGUCAAAUGCUAGUGAAGAGAAUACUAACCAACAGGAAUCAGCUACAAAUAAGAAGGGAAGCUUUGAGCUGAUGCUUGUUGAUGGAGCCAAUGCACAGAACAAUUCUGCUGGUGCCAUUUCUCAAUCUUCUGUGCCUGGAAAGCCUGCUGUCUCAAUGCCUGCAACUAAUCUUAAUAUUGGAAUGGACUUGUGGAAUGCAUCUUCUGGUGGUGCCGAAGCUGCAAAAAUGAGACAUAGUCAAUCCGGUGCCCCAGGAGUUGCUAUUGGUGAACAAUGGAUACAAGAUGAACGUGAGCUGAAGAGACAGAAGAGGAAACAGUCGAAUAGAGAGUCAGCCAGGAGGUCAAGAUUACGCAAGCAGGCUGAGUGUGAAGAGUUACAAAAGAGAGUGGAGACGCUGGGAAGUGAGAAUCGAACUCUCAGAGAAGAGCUUCAGAGACUUUCUGAAGAAUGCGAGAAGCUUACAUCUGAAAAUAAUUCUAUCAAGGAAGAGUUGGAACGGGUGUGUGGGCCAGAAGCAGUUGCUAACCUUGAAUAAAGCAGCAACACAUUUCAGUUUCUCAGUGUAGUGUUUGAUGGUAACGGCAAAAUUUGAUAGACUCUUAAUUAAGACGAAUCUGCAGCUGGAAUUUUCUUAUCAAUGGCCCGGUCUCUUAAUUGAGAAUAGGAUAUAAUGUUUUUUUUCCUUGUUAUACUAAUUUAUAUCAUUAACCCUCAAUUGUAAUUGCCCUUAUGAUUUUACAUGUCAUUAUUUGUUUGUAAUAUUUACCAGACAGUACCCCAGAAUAGAAAAUGUAGGCUACAUGAGCACUUCUGUUUAGAACUUAGUUUUGCAAGUAAUGUUAACAAUCCUGCUUAAACUUCCAAAUAUUUACUAUUUGACUUUGGAGCCA
Molecule: messenger RNA, 2711 nt
Organism: Cajanus cajan (pigeon pea)
Lineage: Eukaryota; Viridiplantae; Streptophyta; Magnoliopsida; Fabales; Fabaceae
Product: G-box-binding factor 1
Biological process (GO): regulation of DNA-templated transcription
Cellular component (GO): nucleus
Molecular function (GO): sequence-specific DNA binding; DNA-binding transcription factor activity
Source: RefSeq, a predicted model, not a curated record